AGCAACAACUGCAGCGCCACUUUCCUCUAGAAAGGACCUACAUGUACGCAACAUGAAAUUGCUCAUAUUUGUUAUGAUGAUCGGAGAUAUGACAUCGGCAAAUCAACCGCCCAAAAGAGACAUUAGUCAUGACAUAGGCGUCUAUGCGUCACUCCGACCAUUCUCGAUGAUGGAGUGUGUUGUUAAGUGUGGCCAGAGCCCUAUCUGCAACUCCGUGCUACUGGAGGUAAAAACGAAAACCUGUUUUCUUAAUAGGAACGUCACAAAAGGAUCUUUGGUAAGCAUGAGAGGAUACAAGUAUAGCGAGAAAGCCGACCCGACAAAGCCGGAACGCGUUCAGCAGUGCUUUGCCAACUUCAUGAAGGAAAUGGAAGCAUGUUCUGAAAAUAGAAACAAUAAUACAACACCUGUUGAGCAAACGUCCGAUAAAGCUACUAUGAAACCAACCAGUACAACAACACCUAUUACUACAACAUCAGAGAUACCUACAUCUGAAAUAUCAUUACCACCUAUGGAAACAACAACAACAACAGCAGCAGCAGCAGCAAUGACAACAACAGCACAAAAAACAACCGAAGCUUCUAUUACAACACCAACAGCAGAAGCAACGACAACAGCACUAACAACAACAACCGAAGCUUCUGUUGCAAACACAGAGCAGCCAUGCCCUGACUAUUAUCAACCGAUUUCUAAAUUUGACCCUCCGAUCUGCUGCCGUAUUGAAUUAAACCCAGCUUCAUACUCCGAGGCGGAGUCGUUUUGCAAGAAAGAUGGGUCGGCCUUCGUACUUCCAGACAGUCUCGAACGACUUGAUGCAAUCAAGGAGGCCAUUUUUGAGGCAGCGAAGGUAACAACGACACCUCACAUGAUAUGGAUUGAUGCGUCUCGUAUCUCACAUGACGGUACGUGGAAAACAGGUGAAGAUGGACCGUUUGAUUAUGACGUUUUCCUGAGGUCAAAUUUUGAUUCAAGUAACACAAACGAAGGCAACUGUCUUGGUAUGCUCUUUACUCCACCAAGGAACAUAUCUGGCUGGUUAGCCACAAACUGUUCCACUCCAGCCUGGUAUGUCUGCACCCCAGUCACUGCCUCUAGCUCUGCUUAUGAUUAUCCUUGAUCACAAAAUUGACAAUCGGAAAAUCACUUGGACAUUUCUCGUAUUCCAGGAAAAGCACUGAUCGAACCAAUGAAAUGUAACCAGGUCAAACAUGGUUCCUAAAACAUGCAUGUUCAAUCAAAGAAAAUAAUUUAAAAAUCACAUUGAAAAACAAAAUCUUAG
Molecule: messenger RNA, 1279 nt
Organism: Mizuhopecten yessoensis (Yesso scallop)
Lineage: Eukaryota; Metazoa; Mollusca; Bivalvia; Pectinida; Pectinidae
Exons: 4
Coding region: 53-1117 (354 amino acids)
Source: RefSeq, a predicted model, not a curated record